AUGCCCAGACCUACAAUGGCUUAUGUAUCCCCUGGUCCUGCUGUCCAGGCACCACAAUGGACCCUCAUCGCCGUUGCAGGCUGUAUCCUCAUAGCGCUUUUUCAUCUCCGACUCAAUAUCCAAAAACGAAAUUUACUCACUAGUGACAUCCUAAUGUGUGUAACCUGGUGUUUCGCUGUUAUUACGUCGGCAUUUGAUAUUAAACUUGCUCUCCUGGGCGCGCUCGACUACGACGUGCUUUACACAAUGGAAGGGUACCGAGGCGAUCCAGCAAACAUAUUAUUGAUUAUCAAGGUAGGAUGCAAAACAAACAAGCGAUCCGUCAAGCUCGACGUUGACCAUUAUUAG
Messenger RNA from Clonostachys rhizophaga, 348 nucleotides. NCBI's taxonomy places the organism in Eukaryota, Fungi, Ascomycota, Sordariomycetes, Hypocreales, Bionectriaceae. The record is from the annotation of a GenBank genome assembly.